Messenger RNA from Dracunculus medinensis (Guinea worm), 1002 nucleotides. The record is from the annotation of a GenBank genome assembly. Lineage: Eukaryota; Metazoa; Nematoda; Chromadorea; Rhabditida; Dracunculidae.
AUGUUUGAUUUUUCAGUAUUACAACCUAAAUCACAUGAUGAUAAAAAGAUUGAAUAUUUAUCAGACGAUACGCGAAUGGCUCAUGUGAGAGAUAGCAAUUUCGUUGGUGAAAAUUCUGAAACGGAAUUGGAAAUGCAAAAAUGGACUACAUCUCAGUCAAACGGUUCGCGGCAAAAUUUGCUGGGAACAUCUUCCACUUUUUCAGACGACAUGUCAUCACAUCGUGAGAGUGACUGUACAACAGGGGAAAGUGGUAACUAUGAUUGUGGUCUUCAAGCAAUCACGCAUGCUCCUUGUUCAUUCGAUUUUAGCAAUGAAUAUUCUACUCCACCUCAUGAACAGUAUAAUGAAAAACAUGAUUCCGAUUUUGCUCGUGAAAAUGAUUAUAAAUUUUAUGCGGGAAACAAUGAGAAAAGAUAUCGAAUAGAAGGAUCAGAAAAUGGUAUUCAUGUUGACGGUGUUGAAAUAGACGAUACAUGGCAAAAUGAGGGAGAAGAGCCGAGAUGGACGGAUCGAAAACAACGCAUGUGGACAACAGUUUUUAAUGAGGAAGAGGAAAAGUUAGAGGAUAAUGAUGAUUAUUCUUCAGAAACGACAGAUAAUAGAAGUAGUGUUGUUGGAAAUGUACAAUCGAGAAUUGAUUUGAAUUCUUAUCAAAGUGCGCGUCUUGAUGAUGAAAAAUCUCAAAAUGACGUUCAUGAACCACAAUUUCUGCAAUUAAAUAAUGUUAUAUCAUCUAUACAUCGCACCCAGUCAUCAUCUGAUGCGCUCGAUAAGCCUAUAGUGCCUGACGAAGUUCCUGAUCCAUUCUUUCACCAUGGUAAUUCAAACGGUGAUGAAAUGCAACGAACACGGCCAGAAAUUAAAAUAACUGAUCAUGAUAAAGAUAAAGAACACCGUGGAGAUGAUGAUUCGGAUGUAGAAACAAGUCCUUCAUCAGAUGAAGACGAUUAUCCUGAUCAGGCAAUUUCCAUUAUCAUUAUUCAUAAAAUUAAAGCAUGA